GCAACCUUCCUUUAGCGCGUUCUCGACUCUCGGCAGCAGCAGGGCGGCCUGCACACGCGCUCGCUCGCCGUACACGACGUUUGUGUGUUGUUCCCUUGCCGCCUGCUGACUGCCCGCCCGCCUGCCAUCGCUGCGACAACGUGCCCAGCGUCGUGCAAUUCGCGAGAGAGAUACCGUUGGGCGCCUAAUUUGCAUACCGUAGCUCCCGGACUGAAAUAGAAUCCGCCGCCACACCAACCAUUCGGCCCACUUUCUCUCCCCCCCCCCCCCUUCAGCGCCUCCUCCUUCUCUUAUUCGGAACCUCCCCCUUCCCCUCCGCCUCUCCACCAGUUCUCGACAACCACCAGUAACGACGUGUGACGUGUCUUGAUUCCUGCAACCCUCAUCCUCUCCCACCCUUUCUCUGUGGAUUGACGUGGCCCGCGACAGAGUCGCCGCAGUCGUCGGCAAGGCAAGGCAAGCACCAUGAGGACGCCCCUCCUGCUUCUCUGGGUCGUGGUGGCGCUGGCCGUCAUCCUACCGGCCGUCCUCGCGCAGAGGAGCCGCGGACAGAGCCAGGCCCGGAGACCGAGCACCGAAGCUCCAGCCUACGACGACUACUACUACGACGAAGAUGCCGCUGACGAAGAGGCCGGCUCCAAGAAGCCUGAGAAGUCUUCCUCGUCCCAAAGCUCGUCGCGCGGCUCGAGCGGAAGCAGCGGAAGCUCGCGCGGAAGCAAGCCAGAGCCUCCGUCCGAUGAUGACUACGAUGCACCGCCGCCGUCGUCGUCGUCGUCCAAGUCGUCGUCUUCCUCAUCAACGGCUAAGCCUUCGUCGUCGUCCUUGUCUAAACACAAGUCCGGGCCUAGUGCCGAUGCUAAGCCUUCGGCAGCCGCUCCAGCGUCUGAGCCUGCCGAUGAGGCCGGAGCUGAGGAACCACCUCAUAAGAAAGGACCGCUCACACCCUCGGCACUGUUCCUCGCACCGCGCAAAAACAGGCUGCACCGCCCCAAUGUUCACUUCGCGGCCAGGCCUCGGCCAACACUCCCGAGCUUCAUCAAGCACCCGCCUCCGCUGGGCGCCAUAUCAACCACAGUGACUCCCAAACCACGCGCGGCGGCCGCCGCUGUCACCGAGGAACCAAAAGUCACACGGUCCACGGCUAAGCCCAAGAGCUCUUCUGCGUCCUCCAAGCGGGGCGGCAAUGCCGGCUUCAGUGGUGGAGCUGCUGGAAGAAAACGCGACCGCAGCACGACAGAAUCACCCGCUUCGACCGACGGUGACAGGAGUAACAGGAGGUUCGGUGGUAACGGCAAGGGCAAGAACACGUCCAGGCCCAGGUUUCGCGCCGGAAGCAGCGCGUAGGCGGCGAAGAGGAGAUUCCAUCCACUGCCUGAAGAGUCAGCUGACCGCUCUUCGUUUCCGCCCCAUGCCAGCUAGCCAGGAGACGAAGGCCACGCUCUAUU
Molecule: messenger RNA, 1445 nt
Organism: Dermacentor silvarum
Lineage: Eukaryota; Metazoa; Arthropoda; Arachnida; Ixodida; Ixodidae
Product: putative protein TPRXL
Exons: 2
Coding region: 466-1344 (292 amino acids)
Source: RefSeq, a predicted model, not a curated record